CAUGAACAGCUCCAUUGGCAGCGGACGCAUGGAGAUCUAAUUUUGCUCCAAUUUUCGGAGAGUGUGUGGAGGUUGUUGUUGUUGUUGUUGUUCUGCUGUUCCCUUGGUUGUGUGGUGUGCUCAUGCGUCGGGAAUGCCAUGGCCACUCCGAGCGCACAGCAGCAGCACCAGGAUUACUUCCGAUCGGUGAGCAGCGAGUCCACCACCUACAUGAUGGUCCCGGCCAGCGGGCCGACGGCGACGAGGCGCCGGGACGCGCCGUCCAAGAUGUGGCUGGCCAUGGUGGUGAUCGUGGUGGUGGUGCUGCAGAUCGCCUCCACCACCGGACUCUUUCUCUACCUGAACAUGUCCAUAUCACAGGUGCGUAGCCAGGGUGUCACAGAGGAGCUGAAGUGCCUGAGUUUACUGAACGCUCUGGAUAAGGACCAGGACAUCCCCGACCAGCUGGCCCAGCUCUUCGGAGAGCCCUGCAUCAAACUUGCCGAAGGCAUCAAAGCAUACAUCUCCAAGGUGACAGAGAACAUCAUCUCCAAACAAACCUUCAUAGAGGCGAGAACCAUGCCUCGCUCUUUCAAUGACUCGGGGUCAAAGUUCGUGACCUCGGUGGCCCAGAGGCCAUCUGCCCACUUGACCCUCAGAGACACCAGCUCUCAAGGGUUCCCCCCCUACCCGAUCCCCACGCCAGGUCUCCACCAGUCCUGUCGCCAUGUGGUCCGCACGUGGGCCAAUCAGAGCUUCGGAGCUCACCUGCACAACAUGACCCUGUCCAAUGGGAAGCUGCGAGUGCCUCAGGAUGGACGGUACUACCUGUACUCACAGGUGUAUUUCCGUUAUCCAUCCCCAGCAGCCAGCGACGGGAGACCAGCGCAGCGUCAGCCACCAGCUGGUGCAGUGUGUCUAUAAGAAACCUCCUACCGAGCCCCAUACAGCUCCUGAAGGGGGUGGGAACAAAGUGCUGGGCUCCAGACGCCGAGUACGCCCUCCACUCCGUCUACCAGGCGGGCUGUUUGAGCUGAGGGCCGGCGACGAGCUCUUCGUCUCCGUCUCUUCCCCUACCAUGGUCAACGCAGACGAUUCUCCAGCACUUCGGCGCCUUCCGCCUGGACCUCUGAGAGGGAAAAGGAGGGAAGAAGGAAAAAAGGAACAGAUGGAUAAAACAAUGAGUUAGGGGCCUUUUGGAUAUCCGUUGAUUGGAGAAAAAAAAAGUAUCAUUUAGGCUGAGCUGUGGAUCUUGGAUCCUCAAUGUUUGCUUGGACGGAUACACUGAAGGAUGGAAGGACUGGGGUUUGGAGGCUUCGCUCGAGUGAAAGGGAAAAGAAAAGAGUGGAUUUGUCUUCCUUACGCUCCGUUAAGCACAAACCUAACCGUCGAGAUCAAGAUAUACAAAGACACAUGUGCAAAUCACGUGAGGAUAUCGAUUUUCUGCUGAUUCUUGGGGAAGGAAAAUUGCCUUUUGGAUGUCAAAAAGAGAAUUAAACCACAAUAAAAAAACUGAUAGAUGAGAAUCGCCCCCCCUUCCCCUACCCCCCCCCCCUGCACCCCCCCCCCACCAAAAAAAAAUUGAGGCCCCCCUGCUGCCUGUAUCCAAAACUAACACAUGAAUCUCAGUAUAUCUCGCACGGCAGCAGCCUUUUUUGGGGGGAAGCAGUCGGACCCCUUUGGAUUUGGAUUCAAGACCGAAGAAUGUACACACACUAAAAACUCAACCCUCUGCAUCAAAGAUGUGAGGAAGGAUCAGCAGGAGAGAGUCAAAUGAUCAAACCAAAGCAAACUAAUAUGUGGAAUAACUUUUUUUUAAAAGCGUGCAUGAGAGUGCUUGUACAUAUGAGAUUUCGACAAUGAAACUGUGGUGAUUUUAAAAGUAAUUCAUGUGUAUUUACAUUGACUGGACUUUAAACCACUUGGAUUUUGCUGAGGGACUAUGUUCAACACUAGAUCUGUGGAUCUUAUGCAAAGUCAUUUUUUGCUUCUUCUGGAUGCAGUAAUAAGACUGUGAGGAGCACAUAUGAGUGCCUUUUUUGAGUCUGCAAGGAGAGGAGAAUGAAAACCAGGAGGAGGAAGAGGCAGAAAUCUUGUAAAAGGCCAAUAAGAAUGAGCCCAGCAGAAGAAGAGAGAGAGAGAGAGAGAGAGAGAGAGAGAGAGAGAGAGAUACUGAGGGUGGUAUGUCAGCCCGACCAGUCUGUGUUGUUGAUCUCUCUUCUCUCUCUUUCACUUUCCCCUUGCAAUCGCUCUUUUUCUGUUCUGUUCUUGUAAAGAAUGUUAAAUAUCUCGUCUUUCUUGUCCACCCUGUGAAGCUGCAUUCACUUUUAUUUUAAGGAUCAGUUGAGCAACCAAACACAAACACACACAGUACAGCAUGGGAACAAGAUGACAGACACACCAGCAAACAGGCGAGUCGCACAAAUACAGAACACAGGAGGGCAUGGUCCGGGUGGUCCUCAGAUUCAAAGGUUACGAGCCACGUUUGAGCUCGUUGGUAGGAGCUGCUUCACAUUCAAAAAUAUACCAAUAUGUGCCAUACUAAUAUGUUAUUCAACCCAUUUGUGCCCCAAGAUUUAUUAUUAGUUACGAUUAUUGUGUUCGAUUGGUCUAAGUCUUGAAAUUUGACAUACUUUGACAUACAACUUUUAGAUCACAUGAAAAAUCAGACUUUUAUUAUAGUCAAAUUCAGGAUUUUUGAAAAAUAAGGUAAAACAUUGUGUUUAUUAAAAUUAUUAUUUUACACUGCAUAUGUAUGUAUACAUAUCAUUGAUAUUCAACUUCUAUGUCUUUGGGCACACGGGACUACCGCUUUUUCCUAAAAUAUAAUGUCUAUUGCAAAAACAGUAGUUCCAUCAUGUGCCCCAAAGACUGGAUAUAAUAUGAUGAGAAAAACUCACUUUUCAGGCAAACUGUUUGACCGAUUUUGAAAAUAUUCUUCAGAUUUGUGCUCAGGCAAGCCCAGAGAACACUUCCACCAAAACAUGUAAUUUCAGUUGAGGGCACAAAUGGGUUAAAACACCUAGAGAUGUCUAAAACAAUUCUCACUUUUGCACCAAAUGUUGCUGAGUUUUAAACCGAGGCAUCUUUUGUCUUGCAGAUCACAAAUUAAUUAAAGUUGCCACUAAUAUUAAAAUGGUCCGCUGGAAAAUUGACUGCACAGCAAAAAUACCAAAAUAACAUCUGGAUCAAAACAGAGAGACGUGCAUUACUUUAGCAGAGAAAAGAUUAACAUAAAGAAGUGGUUUUAGCAUUUUAUUCGCUUUCUUGCCAAGAAUUUGAUGCCAAAUGAUGCCCCGGAGACAGUUAAGCUUAGCUUAGCACAAAGGACUGGAAGCAGAGGGGAACAGCUAGCCUGUAGGAUCAUUUUCGUCACUCACUUGUCGGCUAGCUGUUCCCCCUUGUUUACACUCCUUGUGCUAAGUCUAGCCAGAGUCAGUUUCCUGUAAAUACUCGUCUGCGAAUAUUAUAUGUUUAAGGCUUUUAUUGUGAAAGGAAAGAACUGAAAGAGUAGAUCUAGUCUGCACUGCCUUUAUCACGGUUGAAAGGAGUAAUAAGUUGCCGUCUUGUUCGGACUACUGAACUCAACCCCUCCACACAAUGGGAUUGGUUGAUGCCUUUAUUUGCGGUGAAAAAAAACGACACUUUUUCGCCGCGUUAAUAUUUGCGUUCUGAGUGAAAGUACUCAUGACAAAACAUAAUUAUUAUGGACCCUGCGAAUUAAUAAAUUAAUUUAAAAAAUGACCCCGGAGCGUGAAGACCUUAAUUUCUGGCAAAUAAGCGUAUUUUCCAAAAUGUGAAACUAUUCCUUUAAUAUUCAACCACCCGCCACUCUUCCGUGCCAGUCAGAAGUGUUUGAAACGUCAUAGUCAUAGUUAGUUAACCUGAUAAAAGUUGCUAACAAGAAAACAAAAGUAAUUUGGGGACACACAACGGAUGGAUAUCUUCAAUAUGGCUACCAGACAGUACACAAAAAACACGUGCAAACAUUCUGGUAUUAUAAACACACCAUACAAGUCCUUGAGUCUUAGGAAAAGACUAACAAGACGCAGAUGAGCAUAAAGAAGGACUUGGAAGCAACGAGAGAGGAUAUUGACAGGGAGAAACCAUGCCACCGACUAGCUACACGCCUUCGUCUCUGGCACGCACAUCUACGCACCACAUACACACAUCACCUCACACCACAGCCAGGCAGACCACACAUCAUCCAGUGUCACAUUGUAAAGACACCAAAUGUACUCAUUUAUCAUCUCAUCUCAGUGGGAGAGGGAGGUGUGUGUGUGUGUGGUGUGUGUGGUGUGUGUGUGUUUGUGCACUUGUGUUUGUUCAAAGAGCUCCGUUCACAUGGACAGUUCAUAAAUCCAACACCACACAUUUCUUUGUUUGUGUACCUCGAUGUGUUUUCCCUGAGAGGAAGGAUUGUCUGCUUACACACCCGUUUAAUAAGGUGACAUCCAGGGUAAGCCCACUUGCUGGGCUCUGUGGCUCACACACACCUGUAUAUAUAUACUCUAUGAGAAGCUCUGGAAACAACAACAACACAUCCUGUAUAUUGUUCUGUGCAAAGCACAAAAUUGAAGGCAAAUUUAAUUAGUUUGAUUGCUGGUUUAGCUGCUUUUUUUGUUUUGCCGGGUGGCAUGCACCUGUCCCGUUUCUGUUGGGCUUUUCUCUCAACCCGCGACACUCCGUCACCUCACACAUACCGAGCUCGCCUUCCUUCUGUAAACUUGAGCCUAAGUGGGUUUAUUAUCCAGGGUGACUUCAACAAUCAUACCCCCAGCCUUUUCUGUCUUGCACUCCACCAACACUAACAGAUCACUGAAACAGGUCCAGCAUGAUGUGAUAACGCAGCGUAACACACACACUCCUGUUACAGCAGCGUUUAAUCCCAUGGGCCAGCUGGGAAAACUCUGCAUUGAAUGUGUCUGUUUGUACUGGACAGUUUUGUAGCUGUGAACAUGUGUAGCACAUUGUUGCUGAGAAAAUAAACCAAUAUUGAACUUU
This is a messenger RNA of Sebastes umbrosus (honeycomb rockfish), 4983 nucleotides long. It is a transcript of the gene tnfsf10l, whose product is annotated as TNF superfamily member 10, like. Gene Ontology annotation, biological process: immune response. Gene Ontology annotation, cellular component: membrane. The record is from RefSeq and is a predicted model, not a curated record. Gene Ontology annotation, molecular function: tumor necrosis factor receptor binding. Bases 139 to 903 code for a protein of 254 amino acids. The transcript has 7 exons. Lineage: Eukaryota; Metazoa; Chordata; Actinopteri; Perciformes; Sebastidae.